Molecule: messenger RNA, 2129 nt
Organism: Trichechus manatus latirostris (Florida manatee)
Lineage: Eukaryota; Metazoa; Chordata; Mammalia; Sirenia; Trichechidae
Gene: HRC
Product: histidine rich calcium binding protein
Exons: 7
Coding region: 1-2061 (686 amino acids)
Molecular function (GO): calcium ion binding
Source: RefSeq, a predicted model, not a curated record
AUGGGCCACCGUGGGUCAUGGUUGCACACUUUCCUCUUCUGGGUGGCCGUGGCCAGUCUGCUCCUGCCCCCAGCCAUGACCCAGCAGCUGAGAGGGGCCGGGCUGGGCCCCAGCAACUGGAACAACAACGCACAAGUCAGCAGGCCCUUGGAGGACGUGUCAGCCGAGGCUGGCCACCACGCCCACAGGCAUGGAGGCCAUCGAGAUGAGAAUGAGGACAUUUCCACAGAGAAUGAGCAUCAUUUCCACAGCCACAGAAGCCACAGAGAUGAGUACGAAGAUGUCUCCAGUGAAUAUGGGCACCGAGUCCACGGCCACAGGUACCAAGGCCAUGAGGUUGGGGAUGAGAACAUAUCGGAUGAAGACAUCUUCACAGAGCAUGUUCAGCAGGUCCAUGGGUACAGAGGUCAUGGGAAUGAAGACAUGGAUCAUUCUGCUGAGCAUGGGUACCACGCUCCCCGCCACAGCAGCCAUAGCCAUCAAGAUGAGGAUGAAGAUGAGGUUGCCUUCAGUGAACACCACCCUCAUAUCCUCAGGCAUGUCCAUCAUGGAAAAGAAGAAGAGGAUGAUGAAGAUGAUGAUGAUAAUGAUGAGUAUGGGCACCAGGCCCACAGGCACCAAGGCCACAGGAAUGAAGAGAAAGUGGAUGUCUCAGAUGAACACCGCCACCAUGACCCCAGCCAUGGGCAUCAAGGCCACAGAGGAGAAGAUGAUGAUAGAGAAGAAAAUGAUGAUGAAGAUGAGGAUGAUGAGGAUGUCUUCACUGAGCAUGGGCACCAGGCCCACAGGCUCCGAGGUCAUAGGAAUGAAGACGAUGAAGAUGUCUCAUAUGAACACCACCACCAUGUUGCCAGCCACAAGCACCGAGGCCAUGAAGAAGAAGAAGAUGAUGAUGAUGAUGAUGAUAAUGAUGAUGAGUAUGGACAUCAGGCCCAUAGGCUCCAAGGUCACAGGAACAAAGACGAUGAGAAUGUGUCAGAUGAGCAUCACCACUAUGUUGCCAGCCACAAGCACCGAGGCCACGGAGACAAGGAAGAUGAGGAUGUGUCCACUGAACACUGGCACCAGGUUCUAAGACAUGCCUACCCUGGCCUUGGAGAAGAGGAGGAAGAGGAAGAAGAGACGGAGGCGAUCACAGUUAAGUUCAGCCACCAUGUUCCAAGCCACCAACCCCAAGGCCACAAGAGUGAUGAGGAGGAAGAAUUAGCUGAUGAGUAUAAAAAAGCAGUCCCUGGCCAUCACCCCCACAGAGUCCCCAGAGAGAAAGAAGAAGACAUCUCUGCCGAGCUUGGCCAUCAGGCUCCCAGCCACAGACAACAAGGCCACAGAGAUCAAGGGACUGGCCAUGGUCACAGAGGGUCUGUCAAAGAGGAGCUUAACUACCAGCUCCCAGAACACACAGGGGUCAAGGAUAGAAGUCAUUUAAGGAAGGGAGAUUCUGAGGAGGAAGAGGAAGAGGACAAGGAAGAAGACCACAGUUCCCAUAAAGAUGAUGAAGGUUCAGAGCAAGAAAAGGAAGGUGCCCGCCAUGGCAGCCUGGACAAGGAGGAUGAGGAGGACGAGGAGGAAGGCCAUGGCCUCAGCCUGAGCAAGGAGGAGGAAGAGGAAGAAAGGAGGGAAGAGAAAGCUGAGGUUUGGGCCCCACUGAGCCAAGACCACCAGGAAGAGGAAGAAGAGGAGGAAGAGGGGCUGGAGGAAGAUGAGCUUCCCUUCACCAUCAUUCCCAACCCACUGGCCAGUAGGGAGGUGGCUGGAGGUGCUUCCAGUGAAGAGGAGAGUGAUGAAGACACAGGUCCACAAGAUGUCCAGGAAUACAGGAACUACCAGCCAGGGUCCCUGUGUGGCUACUGCUCCUUCUGCAAGCGAUGCACUGAAUGUGAGAACUGUCACUGCGACGAGGAGAACAUGCGCGAGCACUGUGACCAGUGCCAGCACUGCCAGUUCUGCUACCUCUGCCCUCUGGUCUGCGAAACUGUCUGCACUCCAGGAAGCUACGUCGACUACUUCUCCUCGUCCUUGUACCAAGCCCUGACCAACAUGCUGGAAACUCCGGAACCCUGACCCUGGCGUAGACGUACCUCCCCGGCCCAACAAACCCUUUCCAAGGCCAUAUUUAUUUCUCUGAAUAA